UCAGUUUCCUCUGACUCUCACACACUUAAACUUUAAUGAAAACAGAAAACAUUUCCUUGCGAGACAAGUUUUGCCUUUAACAUCUUGCAUGGUUUAUUUUAGCAAUCGUCACUGCUAACAGUUCAGUUUUUAAAUACUGGUCUGUUUUGUUUUGUUUUUCAGCACCACACUGUGGUUUUCUCUCUUCUGCAUCCCAUGACUUGUGUAUGUUAAACAAGGUUUAAAAACUGAAUCCCAAAGCAUAUUUUUUUUUAUUCAAGACAUGAUGUUCAUUUCUAAAUGCAUUUUAACAACUAUCAUGAAUUAACAAUGAACAAUAGUAGUCUAUGUUUAGUAGCCUAUGUUAUGUUUAAAUUAGCAUUAACUAAGAAAGAAUAAUAAAGUUUUUAACCAAAUACUUAUCAUAGUUAGAUCAUGAUGCUGGUUCUAUUUGAGUGAAUAUAAAGUGUCACAGUUAUAUUCAAGUUAGCAUUUUAAGCACGAUAGGAACAUUUUUGCAUGUGUGUGUGAAGGAGGCACUUAGUCCGGGUGCCUGUCUCAAUCCCCAAUGCAACCACUUCCUAUUGCAUUGGGCCCCUCAGAUGACCACCUACCAAAUCUCCGCCCUCUUCUAAAAACUUAACAUACAGAUAUCAACACACGCUUUUACAAAAGUAAAUGUGUAUGGACCACCUGUGUACAUAAUGGAGCCAAUACUCGCCUGGUGGAUACUUUCUUGUCUGAUAAGCCAGGUGUAUUUACACCUUACAAUGCAAGAUAUUGCACUCUUGGCUACAGAUAAGGACCCAAAAUGUUUUACCAGGGAUUUAGAAACCUUUACUUGCUUUUGGGAAGCGCCUGUGGGAAAAUCAUUUUACUUUCUGUAUAUCAGUGAUGGCCCAGAAGAAAUGUGUGAUGUAAAACAACAGCUUUUUAAAGAGGAGCGAAAGAAGGUCCUAAAUAUUUGCGUCUUCCCACCUAGUGAUGUGUAUUUGUUUGAUGACACACAGAUAAGAGUGAUCGAUAGAGACACCAAUGCAACUGUCUAUACUCGCAAUGUCACAGUGAAUGAUCAGGUUCUAUGGUAUCCUCCCACAAAUAUAUCUCUUCAUCCAACUGGUGAGGUUGGGCAGAUGUUAGUUAAAUGGAAAUCGCCUGAACAAUUGAGGGGAGACACGCAGUAUGAAAUUCGUUACCAUCCUAAAAUCAAACAGAAUAGCACAGAACUGGUAUCAGGAUCCUCCCAUAAGCUCACUUCCUUGGUUGCAGGAGAAAACUGCACAUUGCAAAUGAGAGUCAAGCCUACUGGCCUUGAUGGUCUAAGUGGGUUUUGGAGUGAUUGGUCAAGUAAUGUAACUGCUAUGGUUCCACAGUCAACAGAUGACAUAAAAUUGCGUUGCCACACUCCUGAUCUGCAUCAAUUAUUAUGCAAAUGGAGUAACAACAUAUAUGACGGCAGAUACAACCUCCAUUACAGACAAACAAACAGAAGUUCAUGGGGCAGUUGGAAGUUGUGUUCAGUAGAGCACAACAAUAUUAACCAGUGCAUUCUGUAUGGUGAGGAGUCCACUGUUUAUCAGAUUUAUCUCAGCGCUGAUUUGGAACCAUAUGGUCGAAUCUUUUACAUGAAGACGUUCAGUAUGAACAGCAGCGUCCAAACAGAUCCUCCAAGACGACUGUGGGUACAAACUGAAGGAGGAAGGCUUUGUUUGAGUUGGGAACCACCACUCAUAACGAUCGCUCAAUAUCUGAUGUAUCAGAUCCAGUAUCAGCUCCAGGGAGACAAUGAGUGGAAGAUAUUCACAGUAUCCAGUUCCAAGAACAGCACAUGUUUGGAUGUGCAACAGGGGAGCCAAUACAGCUUCCAGGUCAAAGCACGACCUGAUGGAUCGAUCUACAGGGGAUACUGGAGUGACUGGUCAGAACCUCUCACUGCUCACCUACCUUCAGGCAAAGAGUGGUUCUUCAUCAUCUGUGUGCCACUGGCUUUACUCAUCAUUGCUUUUGCGAUCAUCUUCUUGUUCUCCAGAUACUUAAGCAAAAUCAAGCAGUCUCUAUGGCCAUCAGUCCCAAACCUAAACAAGGUUUUGGAAAGCUUUCUGACAGAUAUGAAUGGAUCAAACUGGGAGCCAACGUUCAACGUCAAGCAAUGUGAAGAUGACACUUGCACAUCGGUGGUGGAGAUUCUUUCAGAAGCUACGGUUACAGGAAAACCAUGUAAGGGGUCCACCGGUCUAUCGGUCCCUGAGCGAGGCUUUUUAAUUGGUGAUAAAAAUGGGGAGAGUUUUGUGGAGGAUCUGGAAAUCGCUCAAGAUUAUGUGAUUUUAAAAAACAACGAUACAAUCUCAUGCUUUAAGGGGAAUGACUAUGUCUACAGAGAUGUUGCUUUUACUCAUCUGGCUGUUGACAAACUAAACUGCUGCACUGAUACCCAUCAUACCACUCUUCCAGAAUGCACCACCAACAUCCUCAACCAUUCCUAUCUUCUUCUGGCAGAACAGCCUGAGCAUCAAGAAUAUCACUCAGCGUGUCGCUACACAAACAUGGAAAUUACAGCGAUGGCUUGCGUAGGAAGCGGAGAGUGAGAAUGGUUUAAUUUGUGAUGAUGACUUAAUCAUUCAUUUGUACAUUAAACCUUGUGAGUUUUUGGUUAUGACUGACUCACAAAUUCAAAAAACCUCAACUAUUGCAGGUAACAGCAGAAGCUUGGACAUGUACAGGAUUUUGACCAUACAGAGCACUGCUUUGACAGUUAGUAUAAGUAAGGGGGCAUCCACACCAAAGCUUUAACGCUGGCAGCAGGCAUGUUUUCAAUUGUUUCCAAUGAAAGUGCUGCGUUUUUUUAAAAGCCUUCAGCUAGCAUUUUCUUUCUGGCAAUUGAGUGCUGAGAGUUGAAAAAUAUUCAACUUUGAGUGAAAAGCUCAGCCUGUCAAUGCCGUUUUCACAAGGCCGUCCAAUCACAGUGAGGGGGCGGGACAAAUAUCACAACAACCAGCCCGCACAUCGUACAAUGGCUAAUAAACAAGGCAUAAGUAUCACAGCAACCAAAGCGUUCAGCUGAAGAAAGCUGACAGUCGGCUGAAAAAAAAACAGACAGUUGGCGUCUGCAUGGCGUUUUCAGAUGCGUUUAAAAGCUUUGGGGUGCACACACCCUAAUAGGUCAAGUACAGUGUGUGGACAUUACAAAUACAUUUGAGAUACAGGGCUUCAUUUAUAAAAUUCUGCAUAGAAUGCUGUGUGAUUCAUAAACAAAUGUGCGCACAGAAAACCUGCGUACACAGACAUGAAAUUUGUAAAUCACAAAUGAUCUUGAAAUUGUGAGCUGAACGGUUUCAGAUCUCCACUAUAAAAGGUGCUAUAAAAUAACACCUUUAAAUGUUUAAAUCUUUUUCAAGCAGCAAAAAUGGCUUAUAUUUCCAAAAACCUGCAGAAAGCAAAGCAGCAAAUGUGUGUACGUCUGCUCAGACCCUGAUGUGGUGCUAAGCACUUCUCCAUGUCAAAAACAGUUUUUAUAAAUAGGGAUUUUGCCGUGGAUUUUUGCAUACACAAACUUUACGAUCAAAUCUGUGCGCACACGCUUUAUAAUUGAGGCCCUUGGUCUAUGAAACCUAUCUAAAGUAUUUUAAGUUUUUCUGUUUUCUACAUAAAAUCUUGUAAAUAUUCUGUGAAAAUAUAAGCUUGAUAUAUUUAAUAUUGACUGAGUAAGACCAUAGCUAACAUUUAAAUCAAUGUGAGAUCAAUGAUUGAAAUCAAUCAGGGAAUCUUCCAUCCAAAACGAAAAAACAAAAUCGUUUUUUCAUUUAUUGUUUCCAUUCAUAAAAUAAAAAAGAAAACUAGGAAACUAGUCUUAUUGAGGCGAGGGAAGCAAAGACUUCCAAUGACAUUUAGCAGGGCAUGCAGAUUUAAUCAUUAACAUGAUUAAUUAUGAUUAUCAUAUGACAUUUCUGCAUUUGGUAGACGCUUUUAUCCAAAGUGCAUUAAGGCAUCAGUAUUUGUGUUUCCUGGGUUUAAACUCAUGACCUUUUGUGCUGCUAACACAAUGAUUUACCAUUGAGCAAUUAUGGACCAAUUGGGAAUGGUAUACAUGGGCGUAUUUUUGCAGAUUUUCAACUGCCAUAAGUAACUGCCAUGUCAAUGAUACACAUCUAUAUGAACUUUAUGGACUAUAUAUUUGAAGUUCAUUAUUAAUGUUUGUUAAUGUUAUGUAAGAGGAUAUUUGUUAUGUAUGCAGUACAUUAUGCAAAAAACAUUCAACUGGCAAAAGCAAAUUGUUAUUAUAUUGAUGAUGAUUAUGGAUGGAUCUUGGGGGGGGGGUAAUGAGGUGGGUUAUCUUUUAUAGUGAUCAUGAAUUUGAAGCCACUGGCAGAAGCCUAUCAUCAACGUGAAAGUGACGUUUAGAUUUUUGUAAGCCUAUUAAAAGAUGUUAAAGGUCCCGUUCUUUCUGUGUUUUUGAAGCUUUGAUCGUGUUUACUGUCCUAAAAACAGCUGUCUUUCUUGUUCUAUGAAGUCCCUCUUUCGGAAAUAAGUAACGAGUUCUGAUUGUGUAGUUUAUUUAGUGUGUUGUGAUUCGAUAGCAGCUUGCCGUUAGCUUAGCUGGUGACUGAUGUAUUCCUGUGGGCGGAGUUUAGUCAAAAAACUGUUCUACUGAUGUCGUGAAAGCAGGAAGUAGAGGGCCUUAGUCCAAACCCACCGUUCGCUGUAGGCUUUGAAAGGCGAAUUAUGUUAAAGAAAAUAUAUCGCCUGGCAGUGAACUUUGAGCUUGAUCAUUUUACAAGUAUUAUUUAUGCUAUUAUAGCAACAUUUCACUAACUAGGGUUUCAAAAAUGGGAUCAGGAGGAACGUGACCUUUAAUGUUUAAAGGAACAGUAUGUAAGACAUUUAUAUCAAUUAAUCAUAAAAUGGCCCUGAUAUGUCACUAGACAUUUAGAAAUCAUUUUCAUUUCAAAUACUUAUUUCACUGACAACAGUGGUCUGGCCAGGAUAUUGUCAUUUAAAAAGUGGAGUUGCAGCCCUCAACUGAUGUUUAUGUUGUCAUGUUGUGUAUUGGCCACCAGAUGGGUGAUUGCAGUACCAGUUUUAGCCACAAGUUUUGUUAUUGCGAUACCAGUUUUGGCCACAAUCCCACAUAUUUUUACUUUAAGUUUGUGCGCCCCGGUAAUGAUGCAAUUUCUGCUUCUUUGCUUCCCCCACCGAUAACGGUGAGAAAAGGUAGCUCUGUAAUUGAAAAUUAAUUUUCACUUUUUUCACAAUUAUUUUAAAGAAGUAAAACUGAGAAACUAAACAUAGAACAUUUAAUUAAUUCCUUCUUUUUAAAGCAGCUUUAAAAUGAUUUUUUUAUGAAUGGAAACGCUAAAUUAAAAGAAAAUUUUUUUUCCCGUUUUGCUUUUUUUUUUUUACGGAUAUGGAAUGGACAGAAGAUGGUAAAUGGACUGCAUUUAUAUAGCGCUUUUUUAACAGACAUAUGGCCAUCCAAAGCGCUUUACAAAUUGCCUCACAUUCACCCAUUCAUUCACUCAUUCAUACACCAACGGCGGUGUCAUUCAGCUCAUUGGGAGCAGAUGGGGUUAGGUGUCUUGCUCAAGUACACCUCAACACUUGGUCACAUGGAGCCGGGGAUUGAACCACCAACCUUCUGGUUUGUAGACCACCCAAAGGCAGUCAGUGCCACUGAUUGAAAUCAAACUUUCAUGAUCCAAAUCACAAAUUAUGGGAUUUUAGCCUGGAUUUUACAGACAGGGUCACAUAUGUGUAAUGCAUUAAAUUUAGGAACAUUAAUUCAGAGGAAUACAGUUAAUUUCAUUACAUUGAAACACUGUGUAAACGUACACUCAACCAACUUUGUAUUAUUACUGUACAUGUGCUUUUAUUUUAUUUUGUACAAACUCUGUGUUAAAUCGUUUUUUUUUAUUCAGUGUAUAGGUAUAUAUUAAAUAUGUGUUUUGAGUUUGUCACACCACAGAAAAUGUGUUAUUAAUCACCCAGAGCAAUUUAAAUGAUUUAAAAAUAAAAAAUAAUAAAAGCGGGCUUUCAAAUGCUGGGAUCGUGUCUGCUGUCAGUGCUAAAACCAUGCCUACUCACAGGAAAGUAGUCUCAAUUUUCAAAUACCGCUACAACCUGAUUGGAUGUUCGCAAUUGUGUUGGGGGUAAGGCAAUGCUUGGUUGCUAGAGUGUUUCAUCGAGACAGUUUUAGCCCCGCCCAUUUUUUCAUUAACACAGAAAGUGUAUGUGAAGUUUUAGCUCAAAAUAACACAUUUAUUUUAGCAUGUUAAAAUUGCCACUUUGAAGGUGUGAGCAAAAAUUUUCCGUUUUUGGUUGUGUCCUUUAAAAUGCAAAUAAGCUGAUCUCUGCAUUAAAUGAGAGUGCUGUGGUUGGAUAGUGCAGAUUAUAAGGCGGUAUUAUCCCCUUCUGACAUCACAAGGAGAGUCAAAUUGACAUGCUUGCAGAGAAUGAUUUACCAAAACUAAGUUACUGGGUUGAUCUUUUUCACAUUUUCUAGGUCUGAAUUAUUAUAGCACUUAAACAUGGAAAAAGUAAGAUUUUCUCGAUAUGUCCCCUAUAUAUGUAUAUAUAUAUAUAUAUACACCACAAUUCAAUACUACAUAGUUCAUUCUUUGUAACGUGUUCUAACAUUUAUAAAGGGUUUAAAAAAAAUGUAUUUAAUGAUGCGGACUUCAAAUGUAAGGCAUGUCACUACAUUGAUCUUAAAUGUUAUUUAGAAUGAAACAUUUCUUAAACAGACAAAAAUAACUUUUAUAUUUGAUUUUCAUUUCUGCAAUUAUGCCUUCAAUAGAUUUUGUUGGAAACGAAAUGAUAACAACACAUAUGACACCUCAUUUUUUAACUUGAACAGUAACU
Molecule: messenger RNA, 6834 nt
Organism: Paramisgurnus dabryanus
Lineage: Eukaryota; Metazoa; Chordata; Actinopteri; Cypriniformes; Cobitidae
Source: RefSeq, a predicted model, not a curated record